This is a messenger RNA of Amphibalanus amphitrite, 3407 nucleotides long. Its product is annotated as lysosome membrane protein 2-like. The transcript has 10 exons. The record is from RefSeq and is a predicted model, not a curated record. Gene Ontology annotation, cellular component: cytoplasm; membrane. Bases 86 to 2833 code for a protein of 915 amino acids. NCBI's taxonomy places the organism in Eukaryota, Metazoa, Arthropoda, Thecostraca, Balanomorpha, Balanidae. Gene Ontology annotation, molecular function: nucleic acid binding; zinc ion binding; scavenger receptor activity.
GGUUUGUCCAAACCUCCCCCACCCCGAGGGCACAACAAGUGGCGACGAGGCGUAAGUUUUUACGCGGCCGUGAUAACUGUCGGCCAUGGAUUUUUCGGUGGCCCCUGCGCCGUUUUUGCCGGCGGCCGGCGCCGAGCCCGGUACGGCCUGGCCGCGGUGGAUAAGGAUGUUCGAUAACUUCCUGGUGGCCGUGGGCGGCGGCUCAUUUUCAGCUGCGCGCAAGGAGGCCAUCCUUCUCACGUGCCUGGGGGCGGAGGGGCAGCGAAUUUUCGAGUCCCUCCCAGCUGCUGUCAAGCAGGAAGGCGAGGACCAGUACGCCUUCACCAGGCGGCGCCUGGAGGCCCAGUUCGCUCCUCGCCAGAACGUGUGUGUGGAGCGUUACCGUUUCAGGAGCCGGGUGCAGCAAACUGAGGAAACAGUCCAGCAGUGGGUGUCGAUACUGCGCCAGCUGGCCAGCUCCUGUGAAUAUGGUGACAGAACCGACGAGUUCAUAAGGGACCAGGUCAUCGAGCGUACUAACUCUUCCAAGUUGCGACAGCGACUUCUUAUGGAGGGCUCUGACCUGACUUUGGAGCGCACCCUCACCAUCAGUGACACACUUGAGUCGGCUGAACGUGAGGCUCGGGUGAUGGAGACACCAGCUGCUCCAGUCCCUGUUCAGGCUGUCCAGCAGCAGCAGCAGCAGCGUCGGCGGCCUCAGCGUGGUGGGGCCAGGACCCGUGCUGCUGGUCGGGUCUCCACUCAUCAGCAACAGCCUCAGCAGCAGAGGCCGGCAGGGAGUAGCAGUAGCCUGUGCUGGGGGUGCGGGCGUGCUGGACACAGGCGAGGGGACCAGUGUUGCCCUGCUGUCAAUGUGAAGUGCUCCAAAUGUGGGAAAGUGAAUCACUUUGCCCAGCACUGUGUCCAGAAGCGAGUGGUGUCCAGUGUUCAAGUGCUGGCAAUCGGGGCAUCACCAAUGACUCUGACAGCCCAGGUGGAGGGGAGGGAGGUCGUGUUCACGGUAGACUCUGGCUCCCCAGUGUCCCUCCUCCCCAGACACCUGGCACCUGGGGCCCUUGAGCCAGCAGCAGAGCGCCUGUGCUCAUAUGGGGGGAGUGUGUUAGAUGUGUUAGGGGUAAAAAGUGUAAAUGUGUCAUGCAGGGGGGAGUGUCAUGAUGUAACUGUGUAUGUUGUGCCGCAUGGUCGUGCUCUGAUGGGCCUGGACAUGAUGAAACUGUUCAAAGUGUGCAUCAUUGGUGACAGUGUAUGCUCUGUGUCCACAGACCCGUCCUGUCAUGCCAGCCCAGUCCCUUCGCCCGUCGGGCCAGCCGAACCUGCCAGCCCUCACGCCGGUCAACCUGCCUCACCGUCCGGACCUGCCUCUCCGACUGGACCUGUUUCUCCGUCAGGAGAGCAGCCAGCCAUCCUGGGCUACCAACACCGGGUGACCAUCGACCCAGGGGUGGCGCCAGUGCGCCAGCCCCUGCGGAGGCUGCCCUUGGCAGUGCUGGACGAGGAAAUGGUGCUGACCGAAGACUCGGAGAGCUUUGAUCCCUGGAGAGCUCCAACGUCAGAGAUCGAUGUGUUCAUGCAGUUCAUUAUGUUCAACGUCACAAAUCCUGCAGAGGUUAAAAGAGGAGACAAGCCAAUUUUGGAGGAAGUCGGUCCAUUUUCAUACAAGGAGAACCGUCAGCGCAUCAACCUGACGUGGUCGGAGGACGGCACAGAGCUCACCUACUACGAGGUGAUCUCCUACUUCUACGACCAGCCGUCGUCCUCGCCGGACGUCAGCGAGGACACCAUCAUCUCCACCAUCAACGCGCCCAUGGUGGUGCUCGCUGCGAUGGGAGACGAGCUUCCCCUGGGAAAGUCAGUGCUCUUUGGAAUGAUUAACACGUAUGAGAAGGGAGAGAGUUUCAAGCUGUACAAGGCUGGCGAGCUACUCAUGUCCGGUGUCGACGACCCUCUGAUGGCGGCGGUGGCUGCCAGCCCGCUCUCUGUUCUGCUGCCGCCCACCUUCAGCGAUGGAAAAUUCCGGCUCUAUGGGUACAAUAACACCGUAGACGGGCCGUACACGAUCAAGACGGGCAAGGACGACAUCAACCAGUUCACUCGGAUCCUGUCGUACCAGAACGCCUCCGAGCUCAGCUACUGGAGCACUGACUACUGCAACAUGCUGAACGGCACCGACGGCAUCACCUACCCGCCCAACACGGGCGAGGUGGACCGCGUCUACAUCUUCAACAAGGACCUCUGCAGGUCGAUUUACCUCGACUACGAGAAGGACGUGGAGUAUUUCGGCAUCCCUGGCCGCCGGUUCGCGCCCACCAGGGACGUCCUGGAGGACCCCGCCAUCAACGAGGACAACCAGUGCUACUGCGUGGGAGAGUGCCUGAAGGCGGGCGUCAUGUCGCUCAGCCCCUGCCAGUACGGCGCACCCAUCGUGGCCUCCACGCCUCACUUCUAUAUGGGAGCUGAGGAGUACAUCAACCAGUCGAUCGGCCUUUCACCCGAUAAGAAUCGUCACCAGACGUUCAUUGACAUUGAACCGUACACCGGUCUGGCGAUGAAUGGAGGAAAAAAGAUCCAGAUCAACCUGCAAACCAAACGCUACCAAGGGCUUGUUAAAGUCAAAGGACUGGAACACAUCCCUGAAAUGUUGUUCCCCCUAAUCUACACGAACGAGACCGCCACCAUCGACCAGGCCCACGCCGACGAGCUCGACAGCGAGCUGAUGACGCCGCUGAAGAUCCUGACGGGCACCCAGUGGGCGCUGAUAGCCGUCGGCGCGCUGCUCGUGGUCGUGGCCGCCGUGAUGCUGGUCCGUAGCAGGAGCCGCGUGCAGACGGUGUAGCAGCGGAACCAGCGCUCAUGCUGCGCCUCACGUAGCAGGGCCGGUCUCUGACUGACGACCGACACUCGCGCUGUGCAAUGGACGACUCGGCUCAGUGCCGGGACAGAUGGGAACCCUCGGCGGCCCUCUGAGACGGACGCCCGCGCUGACCAAUGUUAACACAGUGGCGCGGAAAGGAGCGCACUGGCCCACCGUGCGCGGCGGCCCGGCCGAGGUCGCCGCACAGUGGGCGGGGCGAGCGGAGAGCCAGUAGGGUGACCCGGUCGCCGAUACCGCGGCACCCCGGCACAGGCCUCGCCUGCGCUGCCCCGUGUCACUGCCGCGCUCACUGGCCUCUGAGCUGUUCUCGUGUGCCAAUGUGCGCUCAUGUAUAAGAUGUGUAUUAUAUGUAGUUAUUGGCUACUUUCGGAGACAUCGCGUAUGUGCCUGAAGUGACUCGCAAUUCACGUGGACUAUAUGGUAUAUAAAUGAUGUUUGCUUGUGGACAAGAAAUGUGUGUUUGCAAUGUCAAUAACACCACUAUCAUAUGCAAAAUAAAGAAAAAUUAUGUAAAUAAACCACGUUGAACAAAAUA